This is a messenger RNA of Capsella rubella, 952 nucleotides long. RefSeq lists its product as uncharacterized. The record is from RefSeq and is a predicted model, not a curated record. Bases 1 to 807 code for a protein of 268 amino acids. The transcript is spliced from 2 exons. NCBI's taxonomy places the organism in Eukaryota, Viridiplantae, Streptophyta, Magnoliopsida, Brassicales, Brassicaceae.
AUGGAGGUCUUCAGACAAAGAGCCUUAUUAGAGUCGCAGAAGAUGGCAACACAAACGGAGGGUGUUCGGAAAAAGAUAAAGAUGGAUGAUAUGGUGAUUAAAGGGCAUAUCAAACUAACUGAAGGUGUAAGACAACCUAAGACUUCAAGAGAUGAUCAAUCUCCUAAGAGCUCUGCAUCAUCAUCAUCAUCAUCAUCAUCAUCAUAUAUGAUGAAAAUUAAGAUGGGAAAUUACAAAAACUCGAUACAAAGAUCAGAAAACACUAAAACGAUGGAAAGUAAUCAACUCAAGAAGAAGAUGGUGAUGAAUCCGAAACAAAACACAGAAGAGAGUACAAAUUUUGGUAGUAUGAAGAAGAAGAAUAAGGUAUGGGACUGCGAAAGCACACUCUACGACUCAUUCGAGCUAAACUCGUUCAAUCGCCAACUCGAUUCAGCCAUCUCCUCCGCAGCUAGAUCAAUGUCCAUGCCACACCUCUCUCAUACUCCUCCACCAACGUCAGAAACGUCGACGUGGUUUUUGACCAAGAAACAACAAUCACCGAACAAGAUCUCACGGUCUCUAGGAAAACUCAUCAAGUCAAUGUUCGGACAUAAACAGUCAAACACAACGUUCAAGGCAAGUCACGGCCGCGGCGUAGAUAUGGACAAAUAUUACGUAGUUUUCGACAAGACGGGGUCGCUCACGACAAUUCCAGAGUCUGGAGAGUCAACAGAGAUGGUUGGCUCAGAGACUAACUCGCUUGUUAGGAAAACAACGUCCGAGCGAUUCCCGCGGACUCGGCUCGUUGGUAUAUCAUGUUAUUAAUUAUAUUUUCAUUUAAUGUUAUACCAUACUAUUAGUAUAUGGAGGUAUUAUUAUGAAUAGUAAGAUAUAUAGCCUCUAAAUAAAACACUAUUAUUGCUUUCAUACAACUACUACUAAAUGUAUUAUGGUACUAGUUUUUUUUUGU